Molecule: messenger RNA, 1614 nt
Organism: Grus americana (Whooping crane)
Lineage: Eukaryota; Metazoa; Chordata; Aves; Gruiformes; Gruidae
Gene: RBBP7
Product: RB binding protein 7, chromatin remodeling factor
Exons: 12
Coding region: 206-1480 (424 amino acids)
Biological process (GO): regulation of gene expression
Cellular component (GO): nucleus; NuRD complex; ESC/E(Z) complex
Molecular function (GO): histone binding
Source: RefSeq, a predicted model, not a curated record
GGUCCGCCGGCAGCGCAUGCGCAGGGGUGCGAGGCGGGGGUUGGAAGUCGUGAAGCCCGCGCGCGGCGGGGCGGCGGCAGCGCCGUUGGGGCCGUCGGCCGCGGCCCUCGCUCCCUCCUGCCCUGCUUUUCUCUCCCUCCGGCGCCGUUAGCCGCCGCUUCCCGCGCUGCGCAUUGCCUGUGCGCGCACGCCCACCACACCCAAAAUGGCGAGCAAAGAAGUGCUGGAGGAUACGGUGGAGGAGCGCGUCAUCAGCGAAGAGUACAAGAUCUGGAAGAAAAACACCCCCUUCUUGUACGACCUGGUGAUGACACAUGCUCUGGAGUGGCCCAGUCUCACCGUGCAGUGGCUGCCUGAUGUGACCAGGCCAGAAGGAAAGGAUUAUGCUCUACACUGGCUGGUUUUGGGAACACACACGUCUGAUGAACAGAACCACCUGGUUGUUGCAAGAGUCCAGAUUCCCAAUGAUGAUCAGUUUGAUGCUUCGCAAUAUGACAGUGAGAAAGGAGAGUUUGGUGGCUUUGGAUCUGUGACUGGCAAAAUUGAAACAGAGAUUAAAAUUAACCAUGAAGGUGAAGUAAACCGUGCUCGUUACAUGCCACAGAAUCCGUGCAUCAUUGCUACAAAAACACCAUCUGCUGAUGUGUUGGUAUUUGACUACACUAAACAUCCUUCAAAACCAGACCCAAGUGGAGAGUGUAAUCCUGAUCUUAGGUUAAGAGGGCACCAGAAGGAAGGCUAUGGCUUAUCAUGGAACUCAAAUUUGAGUGGACAUCUUCUCAGUGCAUCAGAUGAUCAUACUGUGUGUUUAUGGGAUAUAAGUGCUGGACCAAAAGAAGGCAAAAUUGUUGAUGCAAAAGCAAUCUUUACUGGGCACUCUGCAGUAGUAGAAGACGUGGCAUGGCAUCUGCUCCAUGAAUCUCUGUUUGGAUCUGUGGCGGAUGAUCAGAAGCUUAUGAUUUGGGACACAAGAUCUAAUACCACGUCCAAGCCAAGUCAUUCUGUAGAUGCUCAUACAGCUGAGGUCAACUGUCUGUCCUUCAAUCCUUACAGCGAGUUCAUUCUAGCAACUGGUUCUGCUGACAAGACAGUGGCUCUAUGGGAUCUUCGAAACUUAAAAUUGAAACUCCAUUCUUUUGAGUCUCAUAAAGAUGAAAUUUUUCAGGUUCACUGGUCUCCUCAUAAUGAAACAAUUCUUGCUUCAAGUGGUACUGAUCGUCGGCUUAACGUAUGGGAUCUAAGUAAAAUUGGAGAAGAGCAGUCUGCAGAGGAUGCAGAAGAUGGACCUCCUGAGCUGCUGUUUAUUCAUGGAGGACACACUGCCAAAAUUUCAGAUUUCAGUUGGAAUCCUAAUGAGCCUUGGGUAAUCUGUUCUGUGUCGGAGGACAACAUAAUGCAGAUAUGGCAAAUGGCAGAAAACAUUUACAAUGAUGAAGAACCAGAUAUAGCAGCAACUGAACUGGAGGGUCAAGGAACAUAACUUUUCUUCCUCAAGGAAAUACUGAAUGUGACAUAGUAAUAUAAUUUGAUUACUAUAUACACUAAAAAAAACCCCAAACCCAAAACCAAACAAAAAAGCCCCCAAAAAACCAACCGAACAAAAAAAAAAAACAA